Messenger RNA from Arachis ipaensis, 2972 nucleotides. RefSeq names its product putative cyclic nucleotide-gated ion channel 8. Gene Ontology annotation, cellular component: membrane. NCBI's taxonomy places the organism in Eukaryota, Viridiplantae, Streptophyta, Magnoliopsida, Fabales, Fabaceae. The record is from RefSeq and is a predicted model, not a curated record. Gene Ontology annotation, molecular function: monoatomic ion channel activity. Gene Ontology annotation, biological process: transmembrane transport; monoatomic ion transport.
ACCAAACUAAAAUUAAGGGAUGAAAAUAAAAUAAGUUAUUAAGAUAAAUGAGGCUUGCAAAAAAAAUAAAUAAAUAAAAGCAAGUGUAACUAUAAUGUCGGGGAAAAUAUACAGCCGUCAUAAGUGUCUUAAAUAACCAAAUUAGGUGGAGAGAUGAAUUCUGAUGCAUGUUUCUCCUUCUCUUUCUCUACUUGUGGGUCUCUUUUUGGCUCUGCAUUCUUAUGGUUGUCAUUCCCAUGCACGCAGACUCAUCCGCUUGUUCAAACAUCGCCAUUAAUUAUAUGUAUUAAGUUCAUCUUCAAAUCAUAGAUAUGUUCAAUAAUUAAUAUAAUUUAGUUGCUGAUCCCGUCUUUCAUCCUUGGGCAUUUGGUAUUAAAAAUACCAGAGACACAUGCAUAUGCAAUCGUUAUUUUCUUCACGGCAAUAUCUGUCUAUAUGCUUUGCAAUUGUACGUAGGAGCAUUAAACUGCUUGUAAUCUUCAAAACGUUUGAUUGAUUGUAUUUCACACAGUAAUAGGAGAGCUUUACCAGCAGUUAGGCAAUAAUUAAUAAUGCAGUGUCAUCCAUGUGCAUUAAUAAUUCCUAUUUGAUUUGGUGUAUGCGCUUGAUGCAGCAUAUAUAGGAAUAGAUGAGGAAACUAAGAUUUAAUCUGAAGGGACUGGGGCCGCUUCCUCCGACUGGUGGGAGUGGCGGAAUAAGGAGAAACGACAAUGCAUCAAAAUCUUUUAGGGUAGGAAUGAGAAGGGGGUCGAAUGGGCUAAGAGUACUUGGGAGAUCCCUGAAAAGUGGAGUGACGUGGGCAUCAGUGUUCCCAGAAGAUCUUAAAGUGUCUGAGAGAAAAAUAUUUGACCCUCAAGACAAGACCCUUCUGCAGUGGAAUAAAUUCUUUCAAGUUUUGUGUAUCAUAUCUGUAUCUUUUGAUCCCCUUUUCUUUUAUCUCCCAUAUUUCAAUCACAAAUCAUUCUGUCUUGCCAUAGACAGCAGCCUGGCAAGCUAUGCAGUUACACUCAGAACAAUCUUCGAUGCUAUCUACAUCCUUCGCAUAAGUUUCCAGUUUCGCACUGCUUUCAUUGCGCCUUCUUCUCGUGUCUUUGGACGAGGUGAACUCGUCAUAGAUCCUGCAGAGAUUGCUAAGAGAUAUUUGCAACGUUACUUCAUUGUUGACUUCCUCUCUGUGUUGCCUUUGCCACAGAUUGUCGUGUGGAGAUAUCUUCAUGAUCCAGCGCGCACAAAGGUAUUAGCCACAAAAACGCAACUGUUGAACAUUGUCAUCCUCCAAUAUUUUCCAAGAUUUCUACGCUUUCUACCUUUGGCCUCAGAGAUUAGCAAGACAGCAGGUGUUUUUUCGGAGAAUACUUUGGUCGGCGCCGCAUAUUACUUGACCUGGUACAUGCUUGGUAGCCACAUAACUGGGUCUGUAUGGUACUUAUUAGCUGUAGAACGUAAUGACACGUGCUGGAGGAAUGCUUGCAUGGAGGAAGAGCGAUGUUUCACGCAUUUCUUGUACUGUGGGGGUUCAAAUAAGCGUGCUACUGGCUAUGAAGAAUGGAGAAAGAUUAGCCCAAAGAUUCUUAAGGAUAAGUGUUCCGCUGAUGAUGACGACGCCCCAUUUGACUAUGGAAUUUUCAAUCAAGCCAUAACAUCUAAUAUUGUUGCAUCAAUCAAUUUCUUUCCUAAACUAUGUUACUGUUUAUGGUGGGGUGUCCAAAACAUAAGCACACUUGGUCAAGGGCUUCAAGCUAGCACCUACGUUGGAGAAAUUCUGUUUUGCAUUUUAUUAGCUGUUUUGGGGCUUGUCCUUUUUGCUGUUUUGAUUGGAAAGAUGCAGAACUUUCUUCAAUCGAUGUCUGUCCGUCUAGAGGAAAUGAGGAUCAGAAGACGUGACUCAGAGCAAUGGAUGCACCACCGCUUGCUUCCAGCGGAGCUAAGGGAAAAAGUUAGACGCUAUGAAAAAUGUAAAUGGUUUAACACACGUGGAGUAGAUGAAGAGAGCUUGGUUCAGAAACUUCCCAAAGAUCUGAGGAGAGACAUCAAACGAUACCUUUGUUUGAAUUUGGUUAGAAGGGUUCCUCUGUUUGCCAACAUGGAUGAGCGGUUGCUGGAUGCGAUAUGCGAGCGACUGAAGCCAUGUCUGCAUACAAAGGGGACAUGCAUAAUAAGGGAAGGGGAUCCGGUGAAUGAGAUGUUGUUCAUUGUACGUGGCCAACUUGAGAGCGUGACGACGGACGGCGGAAGAAGUGGAUUCUUCAACAGAGGUUUUCUGAAAGAAGGUGACUUCUGUGGAGAAGAGCUGUUAACAUGGGCACUGGACCCAAAAUCAUCGUCGAAUUUACCGUCAUCUACAAGGACUGUGAAGGCCAUGGAUGAAAUGGAGGCAUUCGCUCUGGAGGCAGAGGAGCUCAAGUUUGUUGCUUCCCAGUUCAGGCGCCUUCACAGCAGGCAGGUUCAGCACACCUUCCGUUUCUACUCCCAGCAGUGGCGGACUUGGGCUGCCAUCUUCAUCCAGGCUGCCUGGAGGCGCCACCAGAGGAGGAAAAUUGCAUCCAUGCACCACAUCAACAAGCUUGAUGAUGAUGACGAUGAUGAUCAAUCCCAUCAUGAUGAUGAUGACGACGACGAUGAUGAUACAAAGGCCUUGAUUCCAUCUUCUUCCUUUUCAUCUUCUACUGCUAAUACUACUACUGCUGCUGCUGCUGCUGCUACUUCUACUAUGCUUAUUGGGUUAGAUUCGGCUAUGUAUGCUUCCCGGUUUGCAACUAAUUUGCGUGGGCAGAGGCCCCGUUCUUCCAGUUCGGAAGGCAUCGGCCUUCCCCCCCAAAAGCCUCGAGAACCCGACUUCAGCCAUCUUGAUGAUGAUGAUGACCAACGCUAAUAAUCGCUCCUAUCAACCACUUCUUCAGCUGCUUGCCCAACAAUAAUAUUACAUAUAUUUUUGUAUUUAUUUUAUUGAUUAAUACAAAAUAUGGACACCA